Molecule: messenger RNA, 2436 nt
Organism: Adineta ricciae
Lineage: Eukaryota; Metazoa; Rotifera; Eurotatoria; Adinetida; Adinetidae
Source: the annotation of a GenBank genome assembly
AUGAGUUCACUCAUAGAUCAACAUUGUGCUACAAUCCAGGAGAAAGGUGCAACAAUGACUGCUGAUCAGAUGAAGCCGUUGCUUGACGCAUUCAUUUCCGAACUACAAAAGAAAAACGCUACUAUUACGAUGAUCAAGUCGACCGAACUAAUUGUUGCUACACUGGUUAAUCUUUCCAAUAACAGUCAACAGGUUAGUGAAACUGGCCUUGUUGCACAUCCUUUAUUAAGUUUUUUACGUGAUGACGUGCUUCUCAAGUUACUAUAUCAACGGCAUGAUAAUAAUCUUGCGAAUGAUCUAUUAGUUAACCUCUCGAUGUUCUACGCAAAUAUUUGUCGACACAAUAACAAGAAGAAUGAUUUCGUACUGAAUCAACUUUUAAUGAAUGAACCAUUGAUCAAGGAACUUACUUCUUGUUUGAAUGAAAUUAGUGAACAUGGAAAACAUUUACAUAAUACCGAUUUUCUUAAAGUUCUUCGAUAUCUACUCUUUGCAUUAUGUCGUCUUGAGAAAAGACGUGAAACGACCGACCAACUCGUCAUGACUGCACCGCUAUUUUCAGCUAGUAUACAGUGUCUGUGUUCUACAUAUACUAUCGAAACACUGACAGAAUUAGAACAAAAUUUUUCGCAAAAAUUGACAGAUAGACAAAUGCUACUAUUAUCGGAUUGUUCUGCAUUCGUUCGGCGUUUCUCAGGCGAACGUAAUCAAAAGCAAAUUAUGGAAGUUCCGCAAGCCUUGUUGAAUUCCUUUACCACAUGGGCUAUUCAUUGUGAUCCCAAUUCAAUCGGUCAAUGUUCGGAAGAAAUGGUUGAACUGCUUCGUCAUCUCGAUGCUAUUCUCGUCCGUCCGAUUGAAUCGGAAACGAUAGAAAUAUUGAAUCAGGAAUUUUACGACCGCUAUUGUCAAUUAGUUUCACAUUGGUCAUCCUUCUUAUCACCAUUAUUUCAACACUCCUCGAAUAAGUCGAAUUUUACAUCAAUUACAAGAUUUAUUGUACGUGAUUUGUAUAAUUUCACACUCUAUCCUAGUAUACUCGAUUUCAUGAGAACUAUAGCUUGUUUAAUACCAAUGUUACUUAAAUUAGGUGAUGUUCAACAAGAUGAAACUCAAUUAAAUGCUUAUCGUUGUUUGGGAAAGGUCAUGACCGAAGAAGAUAUCAGAAAAAUGACUAAUCCAGGUCAAAUAGCGGUAAUCUACGUUAAAUUUAUUAUCGAUGCCAUUGAUAACCCGAAGAAGAAAACUCGAUUUUGUAGUUUAUUGGAGAGUUUGAAAAAUUGGGUUCAACAUGAUCAAGUCAAAGUUGAUCUUAUCAAUCAAAAGAUUCUUCCUCUUCUCGUUCGUACCAUCAUGGAAACGAAAUUUGAUCUUAUGGAUGUACAAAAAUCAGCUUUAGAAAUUCUUCUUGCUCUUUGCUUCAAUAAGAAUGCAGUUUUAUACUUGAAAGAAAACGAAAGCUUUAUAAAACAUAUUCGAAAACUAUCAACGGACACAAAUUCAAGCCUCCAACGGGCUGCUGAGGGUCUUCUAUGGAAAUUAGAAAAAGAAACAGAAGCUGUGACAAAAUCUUCAACAAAGCGUUCCUAUCAAUACGAUAUCAUGAUCAGUUAUUCACAUAGUGAUAAACAAUUAUGUCAUUCCAUACAUGAAAGACUUUCUCGAGAUGGAUUCCGUGUUUGGAUCGAUCGAGAUCAAAUGCACGGAUCUACAAUGAUGGCAAUGGCAGAGGCGAUUGAAAAUUCAGAUAUUAUUCUUAUUUGUAUGUCCGAUGCAUACAAACAGAGUGUUUACUGUCAGUCUGAAGCUCAUUAUGCAUUUGAAAAACAACGUUACCUCAUUCCAUUAGUUGUGAAAUUACGCUAUAAACCAGAUGGCUGGUUAGGAAUUAUUGUUAGUGGCAAGCUGUACGUUGAUUUUGCUAAAAGCGAAUUUAAUUUAGGGUACGAAAGAUUAAAAACGGAAAUUCAACAGUAUCGUCAAAAAAAUGCAACUUCAUCGAUGGAAAAAACGAAAGAGAUCCAACACCAUAACGAACUGUCAUCAGUCGUCAAGAUGGAUCGGGAAAUGUUACCAAUGACUGAAAAUAUUCUUUGUAUCAAUCUACCACACUGUAUCCUACAAUGGACUAAUGAACACGUCAAGUCAUUUUUCAUCUCUAUCGGACUAAAAAAUACUUUGUUUAUAAUCUGUAUGAAACUCGAUGGUUAUCGUCUUCUUCAAUUGUACGAAAUGUGUAUGAUCAAUCGUGAAUCGAUGUUUCAAACAUUGAAAAGCGAACUGGGUGAACAACAUCAGAAAUCAUUACCAAUUGCUGAUUAUCUCACGUUUCUCCAUGAAAUUAAAAAAUAUGUACCAUUGCAUACAGUCAAAGCACGUCCGACAGCAACAACAAUACAAUCAGAUACUGUUUCAUCUGUCGCUUGCAAUGUUAUGUAA